Messenger RNA from Anneissia japonica, 5225 nucleotides. RefSeq lists its product as uncharacterized. The transcript has 22 exons. NCBI's taxonomy places the organism in Eukaryota, Metazoa, Echinodermata, Crinoidea, Comatulida, Comatulidae. The coding region runs from base 56 to 3793 and encodes 1245 amino acids. Gene Ontology annotation, molecular function: protein binding; calcium ion binding. The record is from RefSeq and is a predicted model, not a curated record.
CUUCGCUUUGUGAAUACUUUAAGUAAGUUGUGCAGACUACGCUGAGACCAUCACCAUGGCUCUAUUUUACAGUCUUAUGAAGAUUUUGCUUUUGGGAAGUAUAUUCAUUUGCAAAUCUGACUCCUGCACCAGUCCACUUGGAAUUGAAGAUGGAACCAUUCCUGAUAACCAACUGACAGCUUCAAGUCGAUAUAACAGUGACCACAAGCCUCACCGCGCUAGACUACACUCAACAAAAGCCUGGGCAGCAGGCAGCAAUGACGGGAAUCAGUGGAUACAAGCCGAUAUUGGUGCCUUGACUGAAAUUACUGGAGUAAUCACACAAGGCCACUACAGUUAUAAUGAAUGGGUGAAAUCUUAUGAAGUUCUUUACAGUGUUGAUGGCAGUAACUUUAACACAAUAAGUACAGUGUUUACUGGAAAUACAGAUCGAGACACAGAAAUCACAAAUAUGUUCCCGACUCCUGUAAACGCUCAGUUCAUUCGUAUUCGUCCAAUCAGUUGGAAGACUCACAUCAGUUUGAGAUUUGAAGUUCUUGGAUGCCUAGAUGUUGAUGAGUGUGCCAGCAAUCCAUGCCAGAAUAACGGUGAAUGUGUGGAUGGUACAAACCGUUACGACUGCAACUGUGAACCGGGGUGGUCAGGCACAGUAUGUGGCCAAGUGCUUGCGCCAGACCCUACAACUCCACCUAUGGCGGCAUGUCCGUUUGGUUGGUUGCGCAAUGAAGGGUCAUGCUAUUACUUUCACCCUGGUCCGGAAACCUUUGAUAAUGGACAAAGAAUUUGCAGAGAACUUGAUUCCGGGUUGGUCGUAAUUAAUUCUGCAGAAGAGCAUGAAUUGGUGUAUUCUCAAAUGGGCACUAAUAUCUUUUUCGGCUUACAUGAUCGAAAUAUCGAGGGAUUUUUUGAAUGGACAGUUGAACGUAGCCGGUGGAGUGACUACCAACCUUGGUUAUUGGGUCAGCCUGACAAUAAUGGCGGGAUUGAAGAUUGCGGACAAUUACGCUCACAUGCAUACAAUGAUAUACCCUGUACGUUUAGUUUGGGUAUAUGUUGUGAAAGAGAACCUUACCUCAUCAGCGACCCUGCGGAUGUCUCUAACGUAUAUGAUCGACCGUUGAAUCUUGUUCAAAUGAUAAAAAAAACGAACAUAGAAGAUAACAUCGCGGUAGUGAUAUUAUGCUUUGCUAUUGGUGACAGUGCUACAGACAAUAUAUUUUUCGGUAAAUCGGUGUCUUUAGUAAGUUACCGCACUCAUGGAGACGAGGUUCUCCCAUCUGCAACAACUGGAGAAAACUCUGAUUUCCCUGAUAACUUAGAAGCUCGUACCAAAGGCUCAUAUUAUAGAAGGUAUUUAAUUCCAAAAACAACAGGAGUUGAGCGUUACGGAGAAUUCUCAUGUCGUUCAGAGGUCAAUGGUCAAAACACAGUUAUUCAUGGCAUCACCUAUAUGAAUACUGCAAACAUUACGGUUGAUGCAACUAAAAGAACUGUAGUAAUUGGUUUGGGAGAAACAGUGACGCUGACUGUUGAUGCAACAACAGCUGAAAAUCUUCGUUGGAGACACAAUAACAAAUUUAUGUAUGGUGACUCAAUGCAUAAUGUGAUGAGUCUUACUAUUACGAAUGCUCGUCGAGAAGAUGAAGGUGUGUACGAGUGUUAUUAUCAAGGAGAACGUCAUAGAGGAGCACACGCUUUCAUGUAUCUUUAUGUUACAGAGUGUCCAACGUCUUAUUGUGGUAUACCAUCAUGUGGUCUACAUUGUCCAAUUUGCUACAAUGGUGGAGAAUGUGAUGCUAGAUCUUGCACCUGUAUUUGUCCUAAUGGAUUUGCUGGGGAGUUUUGUGAGGAAGGCAAAAGUGAUCACUGCUUUGGCAUUGAAGGAUGCAACUUUUAUUACAAAUACAUUGAUAAGAGAACGUUGUGUUACCCACCACCGAUUGGCUGCAGUUGUCUAUCAGGAUUAACAGGCAUUGAAUGUGAUGAAGAAUGUGUAGCUCCAAAUUUUGGAACGAACUGUAUGCAGACAUGUCAUUGUGAUUCCGGCUGCAAUACAACCAUUGGAUGUUCUAACUCAUCAAUAUGUUCUUCUGGGUUUACCGGACCUACUUGCUUAGAAUAUGAGGCAGACACUCCCUGUCCAAUUGGAUACUUUGGAGAACAAUGUCAUAAGAAAUGUCACUGUGACAAUCAGGAAAACUGCACUAAAACUGAUGGUGGAUGCGAGACUGGAUGCGAGAUGGGCUGGGCAGGAGAAGGCUGUCAAAUAGCUUUACCAGCCCUGUAUGACUCACCAUGGAUUGUGGGUCGUGAAGGUAAUAGUGUAACUAUCAGCUGGAACAGGUGGAUACAUGAUCACGAUUUUGGCCUUGGUCCAGUCGUCAACUAUAGGGUCUAUCUAUGGGACUCGUGGCACCCGGCACCUGAUAUAACGCCAGCAUUAGUGGGCGUCACAAAUACAACAACGUGGGAAGUGACAGGAUUGCAGCCGUCUUCAGAAUACUCAGUCGUGGUUCGACCUACCAAAAAAGUGAACAAUUUUCUAGUGGGUGGAAAAAACAGUCCCAUGCUUUGGAUCCCAGUGUAUCAACAAUGUGAAUCGGGGUGGAUGAGUUAUGAAAAUCAAUGUUUUCAUGUUGUUGAUACAAUGAUGUCCUGGGAUGAAGCUGACACAUACUGCAAGACAAGAAAAUCACAUUUAGUUCACUUCACUUCCGUCAAAAUCAAGCUCUUUGUGCUGCAUAUGCUGGAAGUGCAACAAAUCAGUUCAACUAAUGUGCUGGUUGGAAUGAAUGACAAGGAUGACGAGGGCGCUUAUUUCUGGGAUGGAUACAAUUACGCUAUCAGAACACUUUUUACGGAUACACCAGAUUGGCACUAUAAUCUGACGGAUACACCUGAUGCUGAUUGUAUUGUUGUAUAUGUUGAAGAUGACUUUUCUCUACAGAAAAUUGCUUGCAGUGCUACUGAUAUGGGAAUACCUGUCUGUCAACAAAGCUCAACUCCACCUCGAAUGAUUGCUCAUGAUAAUUCUUUCUAUUACUUUGACACAACACCAUUAAACUGGGAAGUAGCAGAAUUUAUUUGCUCUUAUAAUGGAGGAACGUUGGUGGUGAUUGGCUCAGAGGAGGAGAAUGAAUUUGUGAUGCAGUCAUUUCAAGACCUAGACACAGAUGUCAGUCAAGUUUUCAUAGGCUACCAUCAUAGAAAUAUUGAAACUGUGUUUGAAUGGUUCGGAACCAAUGAAUGGAGUGUAUAUAAAAAUUUCAUGGCCUCCAAACCUGAUGGUAACGGUUUCUGUGUUGCUCUUUCUGUUGACAACGGAGAAUGGUUUGAUCUGCCUUGUAAUGAGCCUGCUGCUUUUGCUUGUGAAAUGAGCUAUGUAGAAUUUCUACCAGUCAAUGUGUCAACAUCAGAUUUGCCUCGCCUUGAAGCUAAUCCUCAAAUUGAAGAAUCCUUUUCUAGAACAUAUUUGAGGUGGGAUGAUUGGACAGAAGGGGUUGAUCAAGGGGAAGGUCCAGUAGACAACUACCGUAUCGUCAUGUACCUAUCUGGUUCUAGCGACGAGUAUGCUGUUAUUGGGCAAACUGCAAGUAACGAGACAUCUUUUGAGACAACGGACUAUAAUUCAGCAGUGGUAGAUAGGCCAAAAUUUGGAGUCAUGGUUGGAAAAAGGGUCAGGCCUUUCAAGGUUUUAUAUGGUAAGUUUUGGUUAUGCUGUGUCCACACUUCUGUGACAAAUUUGUGUGAUGUGCCCAUAUAUGGGCAUGAUGAUGUCAUUACACCCAAAUAAGAGCAUACACAUUUGUUAAUGUGUACAGAGCUAAGAACCUCAAUGUUGCUUACAGUAUAGAAACAAAUUGUAGUAAUCUUGAAAGAUCCGAUGAGGGCAGUAUGGUAUAUGCAGUAAAUGAUAUUUGCCCUAACGGACACCCAUACAAAAAAGAUUAAUUUAUAUUAAUCUCAGCCAAGUGUUUCUAGAGCUCCUCAUCGGAGAGUAUAUUAGCCCUAACGGCUGCCCAUACAAAAUAAUCUAUUCAAUGAUUCAGUAAUCAUUCAGCCAAUUGUUUCUGAAACGCCUCAUCGGAGCUAAAAAUAACUUGUCCACUAUAUUUUUUUAACACAUAGGCCUACGUACACAUUUAUACUUAUUGAUACACAUACUCAUAUUUAUACUUGCAUACAUGCUGUACUGUUACCCAUACACACUGAACAUACUGUACUAUAUUUAUGCCUAUUUUUGUCAGUAUUCAGAUUUAGAUUCAUGUAUAGGCCUACACAUAGUAAGAACACACAUUCAGUUAGUUUAUCUUGUAGCUUAUUUAAAAUUAUAACACUUGAAUUAUUUGUAUAUACAAAAUGUAUGAAUAUUAUAUGUUUAUUAUAUAGUAUAUUAUAAAAACAAUAGUAAUGUAAUACUGAUUGAUAUGAUUGAAUGAAUGAAUGAAUAUACACUAUAUUAUAUGUUUAUUAUAUAUUUAUGUGUAUAUUUUUUAGUUUUGCCUAUUGUUACGUGUGGGUCAAUAUUCCCCCCAUGCUCCCCCAAAUGAAAUUUUCUUAAAUUUCAUUGAUUAUAUCUUUUAAAAUAUGCUUUUUAUUCUAAUCGUUAUUAUAUAUAAUUAUGAAUUUGUCUCACUGACUGAUCCACAUUUUAUGAUACAAUCACACUUUCUUUUUAUGUAUAUCCAAUAUGUUUUAUUCUUCACUUUAAAUUCAUUAUGUGAUUAAUAUCAGUUUUCUUAUCUUGCAGAAUACUUUCGUUUGGACAUACUUUCUAGUUGAUAUCACCAGAUUGAUUGUAUAAUAUGAUGUCACCUUAAUAUUUGUACUGUAAUAUAUGAGUAUUACAGUACAAUUAUUAAGGUGACAUCAUAUUAUUGUACUGUAAUAAUAUAUGAGUAUUCAUAAAAUAUGUUAAUUGGGAAUGGACCUUUUUGCGGUGUUAAUCAAACUAAAAAACUGACCAAUCAGACAAGGGCCAGGAAUACGCGCAUAGUGUAACAUGCACACAUAUUGUACCACAAACGCAUGUUUGUUUUGUUUGUUUGUUUUUUAUUGUUUUUAAAACAAUUAAAAUUAGAAUUAAUUAAACGGUAAACAUUACAAUUAAAUUUAAAUUUUUUAAACAAAAUCAGAUAGAAAAGUGGGGUAAGAGGUCAAAAUAAGUUUGUAAAACAUGACCAUCAGUUAAAAUAAUAAUAAUACAGUAAUAAUAAUAAUAAUAA